Molecule: messenger RNA, 705 nt
Organism: Scophthalmus maximus (turbot)
Lineage: Eukaryota; Metazoa; Chordata; Actinopteri; Pleuronectiformes; Scophthalmidae
Product: Ig kappa chain V region 3381
Exons: 4
Coding region: 1-498 (165 amino acids)
Biological process (GO): immunoglobulin production; immune response
Source: RefSeq, a predicted model, not a curated record
AUGACUCUGACCUGCGUCCUCAUCUGGACUCUCCUCUGCUGCUGCUUCACAGAGUCCAGAGGCCAAGUCACAGUGACUCAGCCUGGAGCAGUGAGAUCAGCUGUGGGAAACUCCGCCACCAUCUCAUGCAGAACCAGUCAGAAUGUUUAUGUUUGGAGUAACUACCACUAUUUAGCCUGGUACCAACAGAGAGAUGGAGAAACUCCUAAACUGCUCAUUUACGCUGCUUCCACUCGAGCAUCAGGGAUUCCAGGUCGUUUUACAGGCAGUGGAUCAAACUCUGACUUCACUCUGACCAUCAGUGGAGUCCAGGCUGAAGAUGCUGCAGUUUACUACUGUCAGAGUUUUCACUACAUCAACAGUCAGAACGUGUUCACACUUUUGGUGGAGGAACCAGAGGAGGCACCAAACUCCGGGCCCGACACACAAUCAGUCCGUGUGGGGGCCCGCCCCCCUGGCAGCUAUGAUGCUGAUUCAAGUAGAGAUGAGAUACGAUAAGAUAUAUUCCUCUAUUCGUCCCACAAUGGGGACAUUUGUUUGUUACAGCAGCACAGUGGACAGAAUAUAGGAGAAAUAGCAGAAGAGAAUAUGUAUGUACAAAAUAUAACAAAAUGUAAAAAUAUAAAUAAUACGUACAGAGCCGUAGCAAAAGUUGCACAUGGGGAAUAAAUAUGAAUAUUGCACAGGUGGUUAUUGCAAAUAUGA